AUGUUGGUAUGGUGUAGCGGCCAUGUCGUGGUCGUCUUGCUGGUAGCUGCACUCAGUACUGCGCCGGCAUGCACAGAACGUAUUGGCCUGUACGAAGACACAGAUCUGUUGGAAAUAUUGGACAGUACCAAUUUUAAUGACAAAGUAUUGCAAGGAAAUACAUCAUUCGUGGUUGAGUUUUACAAUGCCUUUUGUGGACAUUGUAUACGGUUCUCAACUCCUUGGAAAGGAUUUGGAAUACAAAUCUACGGGUGGAGAAAUUAUGUGAAAGUUGGUGUGAUUGACUGUUCAAACGAAAUAAAUAGUCAAACAUGCCGAGAUUAUGAAGUCAUGGCCUAUCCUACCGUACGCUACUUUCCUCCCCAGCCAGCAUCAAGUGAUAUUGGAAAAGAUUUUAUUAGAUCUUUUAAUAUACAAGUUAUGAAGGAUUUUCUUAUUAAAAUGCUUCAAGAAACUCAAAGUAGCACAAAUGUAUCAACUUUGUGUGAUAUACAACCCUUUGAAAAUGUCAAUGUAGAAUUGGAUUCAAAUAAUAUUUUAACAUUUAUUAUAAUUAGUACACCAAAUGAUAAGAUUGCUCAAGAACUUAUUAUUGAUUUCUGUCCUGUAAAAAAAGUUAAAAUAAUAAGCGUACUAAAUUCUAACACAGGAUUGGCCGAAUUAUUAAAAACAGAAACAUAUCCAAGUCUCUAUCUUGUUGAAGAUAAUAACCAAUUCACACGUUUAGCAAGUGGAAAUAACAAAACAAAUUUUACCAAUACCAUUAAUACAUAUUUGGAAACAGUGCACAUGACUCCAUUCAGUAUAUUUGAUAUUACUACUACACUCUAUAAUUUAUUAUUCCAUAAAGACAAAGGUUCGAUACAGAAUGACAACACAGUUUAUUUGUCAGAUUUAGAAGCUACAUUGAGGUAUUCUCUGGAACAUGAGAUUCUAUCACGAAGUGUUAUUUCUGGCGAGUCAUUAAAUGCAUUAAAUAGUUAUUUAGAACUUCUUAUUGAAUGUUUCCCUUCUAGUAUUAGAGGUAAAAAAUUCAUUAAGUUAAUAUGGGAUAAUACGCAUCUCAAUAAAACAGUAUCAGGAGAGAAGCUUGGAAAUCUUAUUAAUAACUAUGAAUUUUUGUUAAAACCUUAUGUUACUAAACAUAAUUGGAUCGGAUGUGAAGGUAGCCAACCAAUAUAUAGGAAAUAUCCAUGUGGCUUAUGGACCAUGUUUCACACACUCACAGUACAAGCAUCUAUAAAGAACUUGACAACAUUUAAUGGAAGACAAGUUUUGGAAACUAUUGCUGGUUAUGUUAAAAAUUUCUUUGGAUGUACAGACUGUUCUGAGCAUUUCAUGAAUAUGGCUACCACAAUUCAAACUAAUGUUUCAUCAUUAGAUGAUGCAGUGCUGUGGCUUUGGUCGGCCCAUAAUCAAGUGAAUCAAAGACUUAAGGGUGAUGUUACUGAAGAUCCAAUUCAUCCAAAAAUAAUAUUUCCAUCAAAAGUAUAUUGUGAAACAUGUCACCAAAUUGGUACUGAUGAGUGGAAUGAAACUGAAGUGCUAAAAUAUUUGAAAAAUAUGUAUUCAGCUAUUAGUCUUCAAAAGACAUCAUUUGAUAAUAUUCAUUCUCAAAAUGAUAAUUUGAUGAUCCCAGGUAAACGGUCCAUUGAUGAUGAUAGUAAUUAUAAUAAUAAUGUGUUUGAUGAAGAAGAAUGGAAGAUUGAUGUUAGCACUUGUAUGAUAUCAUAUAUUUUGUCAUGUAGUGUGUUAAUGAUAUUAUUUUAUUUACUGUUGGUGAAGAAACGGUGUAAAAAAAAUAAAUAUAUUUAUUUUAUACUGGGUAAAUAG
Molecule: messenger RNA, 1833 nt
Organism: Macrosiphum euphorbiae (potato aphid)
Lineage: Eukaryota; Metazoa; Arthropoda; Insecta; Hemiptera; Aphididae
Source: the annotation of a GenBank genome assembly